Molecule: messenger RNA, 2288 nt
Organism: Paramecium pentaurelia
Lineage: Eukaryota; Ciliophora; Oligohymenophorea; Peniculida; Parameciidae
Source: the annotation of a GenBank genome assembly
AUGGUGAUGGCUAAUCAUAGGUUUGAAUAUGGAUUUGUGAAUCACUUCAGUUACAAAGAAAAUACAAAUUUAAUUUUAUUUUUGAGUCAAACCCCAUUUAGAGAGGAAGAAUAUUUUAUUUCCUUCCAUUAAUAAUUCACUUAAGUCCCAGAUGUGUACUUAAAUAUUGCUAGACUUGAUCUGGAAUAUACAUUUCCUUAAGGAUAUUCAUUAAAUAUAGUUAGUGUCAGCACUGUCGGUGAUAUCUUAAUUUAUUUUAUAGGAUUUAAAGUCAAAAUAGUUUGUGAGAGUCCAGAAAGAUUUUAUCGAGUUGAAUUUAACUGGUUUGCAUUUAAUGAUGAAAGGGUCUAAGUUAUAAAUAAUUUGAAUAUAACAAAUCCAAAAUCUUCAUACAUUCAUACUUACUAAAAGGAUUGUAAAAUUAAUGUGGCAAUCUCCAAUUUUGUAAGCUAUUACGCUCUAGGUUCUUAAUUUAAUAAUUUAACAGUAUACAAUAUAUAUAAUUUAGGGAUUAAUAUUAACAUCUGAGACUGUAACUAUAAGUUUUUAUAUAGAAAACCUUAAACAAAUUGGAUAUCAAAUAUUAUUGAGUAGAUCUGAUAUUUUUUUGAUUGGCCCAACUAUAACAAGCAUAAAACCUGAUGGAUCAAGUUAAGUUGUCAAUUUUCCAUCUGGAUGGGGUAUAAGAAAUUGUUAUUUAAAUCUUUUGGGAUUUUAACAUGAUGGAUCUGAUUUAAAUAUUAGAUAUGAAACAAAAGUGACAUAUCAAUCAGAAAUUACUGUUGGGAUUUAUCCAUGUAAUCAAUCAUCAUUAUUGUAGGGGGUCCAACUAUUAUCUUAUCAAUAUAACAUAAUCAUUUUUGUAUUAAUGAUCCUUAUUUUGAACUGGCUAUAUUUAAAGGUUUGAUAUAAUCUAGAUUUUUUGAUCCAUAAGAUUAAAUAGAUACUCAUAUUGAAAUUUAGGAAAUAAACUACUCUUAAAAUUAAAUUUUACAAGAAUAAAUUACAAUAGCAAAAGAAAUUGGUUCUAUAAAGAUUAUAUUUUACUGGAAAUGCUUAGAUAAGGAAGUUUUNUGAGUCAAACCCCAUUUAGAGAGGAAGACUAUUUUAUUCCUUUUCAUUAGGAAUUCACUUAAGUCCCAGAUGUGUACUUAAAUAUUGCUAGACUUGAUCUGGAAUAUACAUUUCCUUAAGGAUAUUCAUUAAAUAUAGUUAGUGUCAGCACUGUCGGUGAUAUCUUAAUUUAUUUUAUAGGAUUUAAAGUCAAAAUAGUUUGUGAGAGUCCAGAAAGAUUUUAUCGAGUUGAAUUUAACUGGUUUGCAUUUAAUGAUGAAAGGGUCUAAGUUAUAAAUAAUUUGAAUAUAACAAAUCCAAAAUCUUCAUACAUUCAUACUUACUAAAAGGAUUGUAAAAUUAAUGUGGCAAUCUCUAAUUUUGUAAGCUAUUACGCUCUAGGUCCUUAAUUUAAUAAUUUAACAGUAUACAAUAUAUAUAAUUUAGGGAUUAAUAUUAACAUCUGAGACUGUAACUAUAAGUUUUUAUAUAGAAAACCUUAAACAAAUUGGAUAUCAAAUAUUAUUGAGUAGAUCUGAUAUUUUUUUGAUUGGCCCAACUAUAACAAGCAUAAAACCUGAUGGAUCAAGUUAAGUUGUCAAUUUUCCAUCUGGAUGGGGUAUAAGAAAUUGUUAUUUAAAUCUUUUGGGAUUUUAACAUGAUGGAUCUGAUUUAAAUAUUAGAUAUGAAACAAAAGUGACAUAUUAAUCAGAAAUUACUGUUGGGAUUUAUCCAUGUAAUAAAUUAUCAAUAUUGUAGGGGGUCCAACUAUUAUCUUGUCAAUAUAACAUAAUCAUUUUUGUAUUAAUGAUCCUUAUUUUGAACUUGCUAUAUUUAAAGGUUUGAUAUAAUCUAGAUUUUUUGAUCCAUAAGAUUAAAUAGAUACUCAUAUUGAAAUUUAGGAAAUAAAUUACUCUUAAAAUUAAAUUUUACAAGAAUAAAUUACAAUAGCAAAAGAAAUUGGUUCUAUAAAGAUUAUAUUUUACUGGAAAUGCUUAGAUAAGGAAGUUUUAAAUGUAACAAUAUUUUGUACUGAUGAAUGGUGUUCUUCUCCUACUAUCAAGUGUGAUGUCAAUAAAAUUAAAAUAGUAAGAUUAUAAGCAAAGUUUUAAUUAAACUAAAUUUCAGAGCAAUAUAUUAAAAUAGCUAAGACUUCUGUUUCACUGACUGCCUCCUAAGUUAUUUAAUAUAACAAUCCAUUUGAAUAAGUUUUAUUAAAAAUAGAAAUAUAAUGA